ACACAUGAAAAGUUUAGUUCUUGUGGCUUUCAGUAUCUGCCCAACCCUGAACCCCGCACUUUUCCUCGCAUGAAAGAAGAGGAAGACGGCAGACACUGUUGAUGAACUCUGCAAUUUAUUUGAAUCUGAUAACCAUUAUUCAGUGCCUUAAAACUAGUGGUGGUAUGUAGCCUAAAAGGGUUACUGCCGAUUUUUUGAUUCACAAUUUAACAUACUGAGAUAUGCAGAGGUUGCAUUCGAGCAACAGUCCCCAGACGCCGUACAGAAACUCGGAUUUCGAUUUUGAAGAUGUGUUUGGCGGCCCGCCGCGUUGGGUUCUGGUUCAGGAGAUUCGGCAUGGUGAAGGGGCUGAGUCUCAUGCUCCCAGAAGAAAUGACGAACCGGGCAAUCCAUGGUCGGGUCUAAGCGAGAAGCCUGUGUUUGGUGACGAAGGGUUGAAUCGGAGGCGAUUUCUGAGUCCGGCCAAGCCUCUGCCGCCAAAGGCUGAGCCUUUCCAGAACUCACUUCCUGCUCAAUUCAGCCUUCCUGCCAAAUUGGAUGAUGGAAUAGUGCACCCGACGUUUGGGUCUGCUACUGGCAGUACAUACAGAAAAAAGGAUGGUGAGUCAAAAGGUUCAAGCUCCUUUUUGUUUUCUCCCCUGUCUAGAUCUAGAUCUAGAUCCUCAACCCAAGAAGAAGAGAGCCAGUUGAGAAAUGGUAUUCAAUCAUCUAAACGCCUCAGUGCCUUAUCUCGGGGACUAUCUCUUGGCAGAGAGGAGUGGCCGGACUUGAUCAAGCGUGAUGAAACAGAAACAAGGAGCAAUUCAAUGAAGGGUUUGAAUGACUCAGAAGUUUUGAAUAACACCAGUUGUUUUCACCUCUCAAUACACAAAUGGGCAAGCAAGGGAAUCCCACUAGGCGUGCCUCUUCGAGGAGGCAAUGGUUCGAGAUUAAAAGAAAAGGAUAAACUUGAUAAACUUGAGAGAUGUUCAAGCCAUAAAGCAUGGGAAAGUAUGGCAAAGGGCUUACCUACAGCAGCAUCACCUGAUACUGCAUUUGCCUCAGAUGAUAGAAUAUCAGCAACUGCAGAGCCUUCAAGGAUGGACCCUGAUAAUACAGGCACUGCUGAUGGAGAACUGUGCCAGACCAACAAGGAAGCGAAAGUUUCCACACCUGAAUCAGAGGCCUUGAGCCACCUAGGUGGUACUGUGGAGAAUGUUAAUGCUGAUAUUGCCUUUUGCAACACAGGUGAAGAAAUGGCUUCUUGUUCCCUUCCUGAGAAUACUGUUGACAAAACUGAAAGGGCUGGAAAAAAUGAAAGUGCAAAUAGCGUCAAAAAAUCAUCUGUGAUUCUUGAUGCUGUCGAAAACAUAAAGAAAGAAGAAGGGAGAAGAAAUUGUUUCAACAUUGCAGAUGUGGGUAAAACAAGCAUGCAAGGCUCUCCUAGGAAUUCAGGGAAUUUUGGGAAAAGCAAGGUUAAGGGAAAACUUAAAGAAUUCGUUAAAAUGUUUAACCAGGAUACUUUGUUGAAGCCUAGAAUCAAUACACUCUAAGAGUCAGAGCUGUAGAUGGAAGGAAAAAGAAACUGUCAAAGCUGAGAAUAAAGUGAGUAUUAGCAUGAGUGAAACAGAUGAGAAAGUGCAGAUGCACAACAUGAAAAAGGAAAAAUCCUUGCCUGAUAUUUCUGUUAUGGUACUCAACUUACACUUUCAGUUUGUUUUCCUUCAGCAAGGUGGAUUAUUAUCUUGAAAAAACAGCAAAACAAGAUUCUACAAGAAAUGAUCAGAAGGAUUGCUCAGCAACAAAGUCUGAUAAAAGAUAUAAUCAAAGAAGAGACAGAAGUACAGCAAAGCAACAUAGAUCAUGAAGGAAUGCAGGUCAUUGACUCCAAAAUAAGGCAAUGGUGGAAUGGAAAACUAGGAAACAUACGUUCAUUGUUGUCAACUUUACAAUAUGUUCUUUGGACUGAUAGUGGGUGGAAGCCUAUGCCUCUUAUGGAUAUAAUUGAAGAAAAUGCUGUGAAAAGAUCAUACCAAAAGGCUCUACUCUGUCUACAUCCAGAUAAACUACAGCAGAAGGGUGCCAACUUGCAACAAAACUACAUUGCAGCAAAAGUUUUUGAUAUAUUGCAGGAUGCAUGGACUCAUUUUAACUCACGUAGUUCAGGGUGAUAAGUGAAUGCCCUACAGCAACAAUUCACCCACCAAAAUACGAAAGGAGGCAAAUCAGGUGCUGCUUAUCUCGACAAUGCACCGAGAAGAUUUAUAUUGUUUUUCUAGCAUUAUUUUGAUUCUCUAUGUGAGCUGGAGAAGAGUAAAAAGAACAGAGAGUGGACGUGGGAGAGACAGAGGGAGAGAGUUUUUAUUUAACUUCCAGAUUCUGGGGUUAAUCUCUCUCCGUCUCUUCUCUUCUUCCCG
Molecule: messenger RNA, 2396 nt
Organism: Rubroshorea leprosula
Lineage: Eukaryota; Viridiplantae; Streptophyta; Magnoliopsida; Malvales; Dipterocarpaceae
Source: the annotation of a GenBank genome assembly